GCCAUGCUGCUUCUCUAUUAUAAUUAUCAAAAUUAUUACUAUUAUCAUGUACCUAUUUGGAGAGAGUUUCCCUGCUAUAAAGUGCUUUAGGAAGAAAAGAAGAAGGUUGCCGUUCCGUCUAAGUUGAACAAAUCUUCACCGAGAUCGAAAAAUCACAACUACCACCGUCAGCAGAUCAAGCUUCUAUUUCAGUUGCCUCAUGCAAAAAUUCAUAAUCAUAAAUAAUUUAUUUACUAUUGUGAUAUGCUUUGAAUGAAUAUAACAAAGAUUAAACAAUAUUAACCAUUCUUAACCAGAACCAGAACUUCUGAAAUUCCUUUACAUGCGCUAUAAUAUAGUAAUAAUAUAGAGCAUGUAAAGGGAUUUCCAAAGUUCUGGAACAGAUCUUAAGUUAUUAAGAUCCUCCUUGAGUAGAACCUUCAGCACCAGAUGACUUUGAAGCCACUGUGGAAAAAGAAAAGCGCAUGUUUCGAUCAUAAAGAGGAACUUAGUGAUUGAAGCUGAUAUUUAUUAUACACCCAUUUUUUAAAUUAAAUGAGGCUGAAGCAUGGACUUUUUAUUGGAAUUUAAAACCACUACCGGAACUCACCGUCCGAAGGAUUGAACAGAAAUGUUUCGGUGCUUGGGCCCGAGGAGUAAGCCCCGUUCCAAAGCCGAGGAGCGUUGUCGGCUCGUCCGGGAUUCAGGUUCUACGGCUUCAUCGUGACGCGGAAGACUUGUCGUCUCCAGGCUGGCCCUCUCCUCGGCUCGGGGGAGAUCCCAGGCCAAAUGAGGAAAGCCUCCCAGUGCUUCAAGAGUUGCUCGCUGCGAGGAAGGGAGUCGGCUCAGAAGCCUGAAGAGAAUGGCAGGGAAGCAGAAGCUGUCGACGGGAAUGCCGUUCCUUCUACGGAAUGCACCGUAGGCCGGAGCUGCUUCGAGCAAAAUGCCGAUCUCCAGAAACAGACGCCCCAGUUAAUUUCACCAAAGGAGAAAACUAUCCUUUGUAGGCUAACUGAAGGAACUGGAGUAAGCGCUCAAUAAAUACGACUGCAUUGAAAUGAACCGAGUCUUUCCCCCAAACUCUGAGGAUCCCAAUUUGACGGCAUGGCUACAUUUCUUCAACGCUGCCCGGCAGUAGCCCGGGAUCACCCAGCCUUCAUGCAUAAGGCCCGGGCCAUCCUGGUCAACAGUGCCCAGCGCUGUCCAGUCAUGGUGGCCAGGAGCUUGUCUGGUUCUGGUGUGGAUCUCAAAGAGAUGAAGGCGGCGUCCCAAAAUCCUGGAACGCCUUCCCAGGCCAAGGGAGGUCACUGCCCCUUCAUGGAGUCGGAACUACAGCAUGGGAAGAGCAAGAUAGUGCAGAAGGCACGCCUGGAAGUUCAGGAGGAUGUAAAAAUGUUCAAAUCAGAUCCUCUCAAUUCCCUCCUGCUGGAAGUCCAGUCCAGCCUGAGGAAAAAGCUCCUUGGAUCUGCUGUGUCAAAGGUCACACCUGAUCAGGUCACCCACCUGAUCCAGGACAAUAUGCCAGGAGGCAAAACUUUCAGUUACGAUAAGUUCUUCGAUGCUAAGAUCACGGAGAAGAAGGACGAUCACACGUACCGAGUGUUCAAGACUGUGAAUCGCAAAGCCGACGCCUAUCCCUUUGCUGAGGACUUCUCCGAAUCUCUCGCUGACAAGAAAGAGGUGUCCGUCUGGUGCAGUAAUGAUUACUUAGGCAUGAGCCGGCACCCCCGGGUUCUGGAAGCCACCUCGGAGACCCUACAGCAGCAUGGGGCUGGAGCCGGUGGUACCCGGAACAUCUCUGGUACCAGCAAGUUCCACGUGGACCUGGAGCAUGAGCUGGCCGACCUGCACAAGAAGGACGCGGCCCUACUCUUCUCCUCCUGCUUCGUGGCCAAUGAUUCCACCCUCUUCACCCUCGCCAGGAUGUUGCCAGGGUGUGAGAUUUACUCCGAUGCCGGGAACCACGCGUCCAUGAUCCAGGGCAUCCGCAACAGUGGCGUUCCCAAGUUCGUCUUCCGGCACAAUGACCCAGCCCACCUGGAGGAACUGCUGAGGAACUCCAACCCUCAGAUUCCCAAGAUCGUCGCCUUUGAGACCGUCCACUCCAUGGAUGGUGCCAUCUGUCCCCUGGAGGAGAUGUGCGACGUGGCCCACAAGUACGGUGCUCUCACCUUCGUGGAUGAGGUCCAUGCCGUUGGCCUCUAUGGGGCCCGGGGCGCCGGAGUCGGGGAGCGAGACGGCAUCAUGAACAAAAUGGACAUCAUUUCCGGAACGUUGGGCAAGGCCUUCGGCUGCGUGGGCGGCUAUGUGGCCAGCACCCGAGAUCUCAUCGAUAUGGUGCGCUCCUACGCCGCCGGCUUCAUCUUCACCACCUCCCUGCCCCCCAUGGUGCUGGCGGGGGCUUUGGAGUCCGUGAAGAUCCUGAAGAGCGAGGAGGGGCAGGCCUUGCGUCGGGCCCACCAGCGCAAUGUCAAGCACAUGCGCCAGCUGUUGAUGGAUAAGGGGCUUCCCGUGGUCAGCUGCCCCAGCCACAUCAUCCCCAUUCGGGUGGGCGAUGCGGAGCCUAACAGCAAGGUCUGCGACAUCCUGCUCUCCAAGCACAAUAUCUACGUGCAGGCCAUCAACUACCCAACGGUGCCUCGAGGGGAGGAGCUGCUGCGGCUGGCCCCGUCUCCGCACCACACCCCACCGAUGAUGGACUACUUUGUGGAGAAACUCCUGGAGGCCUGGGAAGAAGUGGGGCUGCCCCUGAGAGAGCCUUCCUCCGCCGAGUGCAACUUCUGCCGCCGACCGGUGCAUUUCGAUCUCAUGAGCGAAUGGGAGCGCUCCUACUUCGGGAACAUGGGACCCCAGUACGUCACCAUGUAUGCCUGAGACCAGAUUCCUGCCUGGUCAAAACCCUCCCACCAGUAUCAUUCAUUCAGUCGUAUUUAUUGAGCGCUUACCGUGUGCAGAGCACUGUACCGAGCGCUUGGUAUCGACCAGUUGGCACCCAACCCACCGAGUCGCGUUUUCCUUGCAGCAGCCGAGCGUCCUGAUAUUUAACCAGCGCCUCCCCAGGGUUCUAACUCUGAGGGAUGAUCUCACUGGGGCUUCUAAGAGUUUCCGAUGAUAAAGCUCGUCGUCCUGGCCCAAGGCCUCUUGUUUUCCAGAAAUGGAUGACCAAAGCAAGAUGGGGUUCUAGCGUGGUUUCCACUGUGAUCAGACCCCCUAAUUAUCACUCUCUGGAUAGUCUCUAGCCUACUGGGGUAGAGUACCUUUAAUUUGCGGGUUAGGCGGGGGGUUAGUCCCAGAAAUUGAAAGGAAAGAUUCAGCUAUAAAGUACCAUAAGCAGCCUGACAUACUUCCCGGAGCUCCUUCAUUCCCGGAAGACUUAUGUCCUACAGUAUAAUUGCUUCUGGAUAGUUCUGCUCUCUGAAUUUUUACUUCUACGGCCAUCGUUUACUAGUUCCAUUGUUUCUUUCGUCCUUCCAGUCACCUCCAAGAUUUGACUCCCUCCGUUAUUCUUCAAGUUUCACCAAGCCCUUGUUAUAAAUCCUUGUCAGGCAAAUUUCUACAUAAUUCCCAUAACAUAUCCCCUCCUCCACUACCUUCACUGGUCAUCUGUAUUUAAAUUUUACAUUUACCUUUGGCUUUUAAAAAUAACCCAAAGAACUUGCUUCGAUAUAGUCUCCGGGUAUAUCCAAUCCUGUUUCCUUUAUCUAUUUGAAUCCAAUGUCCUAGAAACACUGUUUCUGAAAUAAUCUGCAACUACUUCUGCAAAUAGAGCAGCAUUAGGAGACUUCUUAUCCCAUCCAGAAUUAUCUUUCUAAAGUGCAGGGGUCUGUUCAUUAUGCCCAUAUGGGAUUAUAUCAAUUAUUGAUUGUAUAUUACAGAUUGAUUAUAUCGAUACUGCAAAAGCCAAAUCGUACCAUAGUAAAUUCUUCUCCUCAAAUUAUACCGCUUUCUAGAAUCACUGACUUUGUGCUUUCAGACUUGCUUUAAUAAAAUAUAUGCUUGCAUGAGUCACGUUA
Molecule: messenger RNA, 3992 nt
Organism: Ornithorhynchus anatinus (platypus)
Lineage: Eukaryota; Metazoa; Chordata; Mammalia; Monotremata; Ornithorhynchidae
Gene: ALAS2
Product: 5'-aminolevulinate synthase 2
Exons: 13
Coding region: 1084-2853 (589 amino acids)
Biological process (GO): heme biosynthetic process; hemoglobin biosynthetic process; erythrocyte development
Cellular component (GO): mitochondrion; mitochondrial matrix
Molecular function (GO): pyridoxal phosphate binding; 5-aminolevulinate synthase activity
Source: RefSeq, a predicted model, not a curated record